GAAGUCGGGCCAAUUAAAGCUGUCCACUCGGCUUCGACGAUCACGUAUUUAGAACUUUUCCGCCCUUCUGCCUUUCUUUGUGAUAAUGUCGGCUCAUGAUGAACAUAGACCAAGAGACAAUGGCCCCGAGGGCAUGGAGCCAGAUGGAGUCAUUGAGGGAAACUGGAAGGAGAUUGUCGAAAGCUUUGAUGACAUGAACCUGCGUGAGAAUCUUCUCAGGGGAAUAUAUGCCUAUGGUUUUGAGAAACCUUCUGCCAUUCAGCAGAGGGCUAUUCUCCCUUGUAUCAAGGGGUAUGAUGUCAUCGCUCAGGCUCAGUCCGGAACAGGGAAGACCGCCACCUUUGCCAUAUCCAUCCUGCAACAGAUUGAUAUUGAGUUGAAGGGCACUCAAGCCAUGGUCCUGGCCCCGACCAGAGAGCUUGCCCAACAGAUCCAGAAAGUGGUUCUUGCCCUUGGAGACUACAUGGGUGCUACCUGCCAUGCCUGCAUUGGUGGCACUAACGUCCGUAAUGAGGUGCAGAAGCUCCAGGCUGAUGUACCCCACAUAGUGGUUGGAACUCCUGGACGUGUUUUUGACAUGCUUAACCGGCGCUAUCUUUCUCCCAAAUACAUCAAGAUGUUUGCAUUGGAUGAAGCUGAUGAGAUGUUGAGCCGAGGUUUCAAGGACCAAAUCUAUGAGAUUUUCCAGAAGCUGUCUACUGAUAUUCAGGUGAUCCUGUUGUCAGCCACCAUGCCUCAGGAGGUGCUGGAAGUCACCACUAAGUUCAUGCGCGAGCCUGUAAGGAUCCUGGUCAAGAAAGAGGAGCUGACCCUGGAGGGUAUUCGUCAGUUCUACAUUAAUGUGGAGCGGGAGGAGUGGAAAUUGGACACUUUGUGUGACCUGUAUGAGACAUUGACCAUCACUCAAGCUGUUAUUUUCAUUAACACUCGCCGGAAGGUGGACUGGCUGACUGAGAAGAUGCAUGCUAGAGAUUUCACAGUCUCUGCUUUGCACGGUGACAUGGACCAGAAGGAGAGAGAUUUAAUCAUGAAGGAGUUCCGCUCUGGCUCUAGUCGUGUCCUCAUCACCACUGAUCUGCUGGCUCGAGGCAUUGAUGUGCAGCAGGUUUCCCUGGUGAUCAACUAUGAUUUGCCCACAAACAGGGAGAAUUACAUUCACAGGAUUGGGCGUGGUGGCCGUUUUGGCAGGAAAGGUGUCGCCAUAAACAUGGUGACUGAGGAUGACAAGCGCACUCUCCGGGACAUUGAGACCUUCUACAACACCACCGUGGAGGAGAUGCCGAUGAAUGUGGCUGACUUGAUCUGAAAACAUCUUUACUCCUUACUUCCCCCACUUCGUUUCUUUGUCUCCUGUUUGUCUGGACUUGUACAUGCUCCUUUCCCUUCUAAAUCCACCACCCUGCCCCAAUGAUUAUCACUGUUCACAGCAAGACAUUAUAAAAUCAGCAUCGUGGAUGUCUUUGAAAAGACUUUCUUGUGUUCCUUUUUAGCAUUUAAAGAUUGAUUUAAUUUGGUGUGAACCUUGUGCAGUGACCCUAUACCUAUGACCUGUUCCAUCCAUUUUAUUGUUCUGUAUAUUUAUCUAUUGACUAAAGAGCUGAGCACCAAA
Messenger RNA from Tachysurus vachellii, 1609 nucleotides. RefSeq names its product eukaryotic translation initiation factor 4A1A (gene eif4a1a). Gene Ontology annotation, biological process: cytoplasmic translational initiation. The coding region runs from base 86 to 1306 and encodes 406 amino acids. NCBI's taxonomy places the organism in Eukaryota, Metazoa, Chordata, Actinopteri, Siluriformes, Bagridae. Gene Ontology annotation, molecular function: RNA helicase activity; translation initiation factor activity; ATP binding. The transcript is spliced from 11 exons. Gene Ontology annotation, cellular component: cytoplasmic stress granule. The record is from RefSeq and is a predicted model, not a curated record.